Molecule: messenger RNA, 723 nt
Organism: Trametes versicolor FP-101664 SS1
Lineage: Eukaryota; Fungi; Basidiomycota; Agaricomycetes; Polyporales; Polyporaceae
Exons: 2
Source: RefSeq, a predicted model, not a curated record
GCACCAGUUCAGCCUCCGCCCACAGGAGCUCCUGCUCCUGACGCCCCGCAGCGGCCCGCAGCGCCUCCAAGCGACCCUCUAGUGGACCGCAUGAACCUGCUCCUAGAGAGUGUCGUUCAUAUCGGACACGCAGCAGGCAACGCCCAUCAAGAACAGCUCAUCAACCGUCAAGCACUCGAGGCACUCGUCCAUCGCCUCGAGAACCUCUCAACCGGCACACCCGCGGCCUCAACCAACAGCUCGUCCGGACCUCCUCGCGGCAAUGUCCGUGUCCGCGACCCUCGGAUCUUCAAUGGCAAGGCUUCGGAGGUCGACGCGUUCCUUGAAGAGUGCCAUUAUUUUGUAUCAUGGUUAGGUGACGGCGCCCCGCGUUCUUGGCUGAAGGCCAUGAAGAACCGGGACCUGCUUUUCCUCGACGACUACAUGGCAUUGGUCUACGAGUUCCGUAAGCGCUUUGAGGACUCCGACAUUGAGAACAAGAUGAUUCACAAGAUUGAGGCGCUCAAGCAAGAGGCGUCUGCCGCUGUGUAUGCUAACCAGUUCGAAGAGUAUCUUAGGUACAUCGACUGGACCGAGGCCUACGCAAUCAAACGCUUCGAGCGUGGCCUCAAGCAAGAUGUCCGUAUGCAACUACUCGGCAAGCCGCGCCCCGCCACCCUCUCGGAGUGGAUCCCGCAAGUUAUCGAGCUCGACAACGAGCUGCACAACCUGCGGCUCGAGACG